AAUUAAAUUUUUUUUUACCUAACAUUUUUUUAAUUUUUUUUAAGAAUUCAAAAUUACCUUAGUAUUUUUUUAUUUUUAUUGUCUGAAUAAAUCCAUUUUUACGGAAACAAAUCCAUUUUUAGGAAAUCAUUUUCCUUUUUCGGCCAAAACCGUCUUUCAAUCAUUUUAAAUUUUUAAUCACUUGGAAUUUUCAAGCUUCACUUCCCUGCCGGCACGGAAUCCAUGCAAUUUUGGAAAUGGGAGCAAAGCGGGAAACAUGUGGCUGGGUAUGAGAGUGAGUAUGAGAAAAGGAAGAAAGAUGGGAUCUUUGGGUUUUCCGGUUCUGGGUCUAGUGGAAAAACUGGAUUUCGAGCUGGGAGAAGGAAUUUGGGGAAGAAGGUGAUGAAGAAGCGCGAGAUGAGAUUCAGGAUGUAGUGUUGUGUAGAAUUAGAUUUGCUGCUUGCUUAAAGACUAGGAGAACUGCCAAGACUGCUUCUUACAAGUGUGUGUGUUCGGUUCUUCAAGAGUUUUCCCAGCAGGCAUGAAAGAGAUCAAUGAGGAUUAGCCUAUUCCUGCAAAACCUUCAAAAAAAAUUUGAGUACCAUGGACUAAUGUUGUAUAUACUAUAAGUUUAUGCUACUGGACCUUAUGUAUGUCAUUUAAACCUUUUAUAGUGGCACCCAACAAUCUCAGAUGGUUCAAACACAGCUUUGGAAGUUUGGAACCAAUCAUUUUCCUAUGAUCACUUCAUUCUCAUUGGGAAAAGGAGGGGUUCUAAUGGAGUGAGGUGAGCUUUGAUGAUACUUAGAUUAAUGAAUUUUUCUUUAGCUU
This is a messenger RNA of Rubroshorea leprosula, 810 nucleotides long. The record is from the annotation of a GenBank genome assembly. NCBI's taxonomy places the organism in Eukaryota, Viridiplantae, Streptophyta, Magnoliopsida, Malvales, Dipterocarpaceae.